Messenger RNA from Lodderomyces oxycetoniae, 1512 nucleotides. RefSeq names its product dihydrolipoyllysine-residue acetyltransferase (gene LAT1). Gene Ontology annotation, molecular function: dihydrolipoyllysine-residue acetyltransferase activity. Bases 1 to 1512 code for a protein of 503 amino acids. NCBI's taxonomy places the organism in Eukaryota, Fungi, Ascomycota, Pichiomycetes, Serinales, Debaryomycetaceae. Gene Ontology annotation, biological process: pyruvate decarboxylation to acetyl-CoA. The record is from RefSeq and is a predicted model, not a curated record. The transcript has a single exon.
AUGUCUGCCAUUUUUGUUGCUUAUAGGUCAGCGCUGGUAUUGCGUACCGUUGUUCCCAGGUCGGCUAGUGCUUUUGCCCUGAAAAGUAUCACUUGUUCUUCAUCUCAUUUUCUUUCAUAUUCCAAUUUUAUCAGAUUAUACUCAUCAGGCAAAUUCCCACCACACACCGUUAUUCACAUGCCUGCCUUGUCGCCAACUAUGACUCAAGGUAAUCUUCAACUGUGGUCGAAAAAAGUUGGUGACCAGUUGUCUCCUGGUGAGGCAAUUGCUGAAAUUGAAACCGAUAAAGCAUCUAUGGACUUUGAAUUUCAAGAAGACGGAUACUUGGCAAAGAUCUUGGUUGGCGAUGGCUCAAAGGAUAUUCCUGUAGGCCAACCUAUUGCUGUUUACGUUGAAGAAGCAGACGAAGUUCCAGCUUUUGAAAAUUUCACCGCUGCCGAUGCUGGUGCCGUGCCUGCUGAAGACAAAAAGGAACCAGAAACAAAACCAAAGGAAGAAUUAGAGCAGAAAGAGGACUCUUCAAAAUCGUCAAAACCGGCAACAACAACAUCAACCAGCUCAUCAUCCUCGGCACCACCAACUAAUAGAAUUUUUGCAUCUCCACUUGCAAAGACAAUUGCCUUGGAAAAGGGUAUCUCUUUGAAAGGAGUUAAAGGUUCGGGUCCUCAUGGUAGAAUUGUGGCCAAAGAUCUUGAAGGCCUUGAAGCUAAAGCUUCAACAACUUCCGCUCCAGAAACUGCUGCUGCUACCACCACUACUACUUCGACCGCUUCUACUGCUACUGCUACUGCUACUGCUACUACUGCUGGGGGUUAUGAAGAUAUUCCAUUAACAAGCAUGAGAAAGACUAUUGCUACUAGAUUAUUGCAAUCAACUCAACAAUUACCAACUUACAUCAUUCAAUCACAAAUUUCUGUUUCCAAGCUUUUGAAAUUACGUGCUUCACUUAAUGCAUCAGCCGAGGAUAGAUAUAGAUUGUCUGUUAACGACUUGUUGAUCAAAGCCGUUGCAAUUGCAUCCACCAGAGUUCCACAGGUAAACUCUGCUUGGUUAGGCGAUCAAGGUAUAAUCAGACAAUAUUCUAAUGUAGAUGUUUCAGUUGCAGUUGCUACGCCAACUGGUUUAAUCACACCAAUCAUCAAAGAUGCCCAGAAUAAAGGCUUAUCACGAAUUUCUCACGAGAUAAAGGAUUUGGGUAAGAGAGCCAAAAUUGGUAAAUUGAAACCAGAAGAGUUCCAAGGUGGUACUAUUUGUAUUUCCAAUUUAGGUAUGAACCAUGCAGUUACUGCUUUUACUUCAAUCAUCAACCCUCCACAAUCGGCAAUUUUGGCUGUUGGUACUACUGAGAAAAAGGCCGUUCCAAGCGAUGUAAAUGAACAAGGAUUCAUCUUUGAUGAUGUAAUAACAAUCACCGGUACUUUUGAUCACAGAGUUAUUGAUGGUGCUCUUGGUGGUGAAUGGAUUAAGGAGUUGAAAAGAAUCAUUGAAAAUCCAUUGGAAAUGUUGAUCUAA